CAAGCAAAGCUCAACGGCCAGAAAUUGGCUCCUAAACGAAGGCGGCAUGUCGUCACUGUUCUCUCUAGCGUGUUCUAACGCCUCUGUAGCCACUCUCACUUCUGCGCCAAGCAAAAAUUUCGCCAUCCCCGUCACUUCGAAAUCAGUUUCCUCUCUCAAAUCCUCUCCGUUUUCCCGACGGCUCUAUAGGAAUGGUUACUGGAUUUCUCACCGAAGCAAAAUUCGGGCAAAAACCGCGGACUCCGAUAAUGGUACCAGCGAACUAGCUUCCGGCGGUGGCGGUGGAAGUGGAAAUGCAUCGACUAGUUUAUUGUCCAUUCUUUGCCCGUUGCUCAAGCUCUUCUCUGGGGGAGAUCCUUCUAAGAAUAGAAGUUAUUCUUGGGAGGAAGCAACAUCUUCUUUGUCAAGUUUGGCAAGAUUUCCGUGGGGAUCAAGAUCAUUGGCAGAUGCUGAUACUGAGGAAAAUCAAGAGACAUCUAGUUCAGCACCUAAGCUUUUGCAGCUCUUUGAAUUUGAAGCAUGCCCCUUUUGCAGGAGGGUUCGAGAAGCCAUGACUGAGCUAGAUCUUUGUGUAGAGGUCUAUCCUUGUCCAAAAGGUUCUGUAAGACAUAGACAAAUGGUCAGAGAAUUUGGUGGCAAAGAACAGUUUCCUUUCCUGAUUGACCCAAAUACUGGAAUUUCAAUGUAUGAAAGUGGUGACAUUGUGAAAUACCUUUUUCAGCAAUACGGUAAAGGGAAAGGCCCCUCAACAGGGCUUUUGGAAAGCACAUUGUUCACAGGAUGGAUGCCAACAAUUCUUCGAGCAGGUAGAGGGAUGACCUUAUGGGAUAAAGCCAGACUAGAUGCACCAUCCCAAAAAUUGGAACUUUUCUCAUAUGAGAACAAUGCGCAUGCACGAAUUGUGCGAGAGGCAUUCUGCGAAUUGGAGCUUCCAUAUAUCCUCUACAAUGUGGGAGAAGGGUCUCAACGGAAAAAGUUGCUUCUUGACAUGUCUGGAUCCCAGGAGGUGCCUUACAUGAUUGAUCCCAAUACUGGUGCUCAAAUUGGUGACUACAAGAAGAUCUUACCUUACUUGUUUGAGACAUAUUCGUUAGCCACUGUCUAGUACUGAACAUCCGGCAACAUCUGGGUAAGUACAUACAACCUUGCAAUUGCGUCUUAUCACUGGCAUUAAGCUAAAUAGAGAAUAAUUAGUGUAGCACGGGUUUGGGUUUGCUUGCGCUCUGAUUUAGCUGUAACGUUGCUUCUUAAGUUGGCAUUUUUACCAUUUUAUUUACCUAUAAAAGAAUGUUCCUUUUCCUCCCCUUUUUUUGUAUGGUUCAAAAAGCAGGAGAAGAGUGACCUACCACCAUUUACCGUAGCCAGUGUUAUAUGCUGAAUCAGUAACGACAAAUGUUGAAUGAAAGACUUAUAAUUUGUAUGA
Messenger RNA from Tripterygium wilfordii, 1423 nucleotides. RefSeq lists its product as uncharacterized. The transcript has 11 exons. NCBI's taxonomy places the organism in Eukaryota, Viridiplantae, Streptophyta, Magnoliopsida, Celastrales, Celastraceae. Gene Ontology annotation, cellular component: chloroplast. The record is from RefSeq and is a predicted model, not a curated record. The coding region runs from base 47 to 1105 and encodes 352 amino acids.